CCGAGCCUGAGUCCGAGUAUAUAGAAGAGCCACGGCAGCCUCGUUCACAGAUAUCCGUUCGUAGACCCGCGAACCGAGCAUCCACCGUUCAUCCGUUUUCUCUCCCAGCCAGCCAUGAGACUUCCAAUCCUCCUUAUCGCCUUGGUUUUGACGACCACUGUUGCGCAAGAGAAAAACGCGCAGCGUUCCGCUCGCGCACCCCAAGCGCAGAUUAAGUAUCACGAUCCAAAUGGCUUGAAGGUCGACUGGAAAUUCUUCGGGGCCCUGAACCAAUAUCGCUCUCACGUGCAAAAUCCCGAGCCCGCCCAGCAGCCAGAGCCAGCUCACUCUCAACAACAGUCGCAGCAGCAACAGCUACAGUCUCAGCUGGUUCAAGUCGAACCCGAUCAGUCGGAACACACGUCGUACCUGCAGCAACAAACCCAAGCAGAACCUCAGCAGAUCGUUCCCAAUCGGAUACAGUACAAGACCGUCGUCGUUGAAUCACCUCAGCCCAUAGAGGAGCAGCCAGAACCGAACCAUCUUCAGUACAAAGUCUAUCCGCAAGCUCGAGCUCAGCCGGCGGAGGCUCAACCCGUGGAAGCGACGCAAUACACCAGAUACUCGAACGCUCCGGCUCGCGUGAAACAAGUGAUCCUGGAGGAGUUCAAACCGCCAAGCAUCCACCCUGAUCCAUCAUCCUAUUAUCCGUCUGACGUUCAGGUUCCUCAGUACGGUCAGCAGCCGGCGAACGCUGUCCAGUACGAGGAACCAGAGCAACAGAAGUCCAGAAGAGACUACGCGGACAGAGGUUUGCAAGGUAAGGUAGUGUACAAGAGCGAUUACGAGGAACAGGUGGCGCCACACAGUGUCGUUGAACGCAUCGAGGUGCCUGUCGAGAGGCUACCGUCGCCAAUCCCUCAGAAACUGGUCAUCGACAAGAGCAUGCCGAUGGAGAUUCAACAGUUGUUGCAGUAUCAGGCACGGUUGCCGUACGAGGUCAUCGCGAACAGCAUCUCCUCGAGGCCAAAGUCGCUGUUCAUACCGAAACCGCUGCCGGCUGCGAAUGCCAAGGGGCCGUAUCACUAUCGAAGCAAGGUUUACUACGUGAACAACGACGAUGUCGAGUACGAGGCCGAUAACGACGCGACGAAACCGGUCGAAGAAAAUCAGAGGCACUGAGGCAGCUAAAAUAUGGAAUUAGAAAGGGGUUUUGUUCGGUUGAGAGAUGUGGUCGAGAUCGAGGAGUUUGAGGAAACGGAGGGUCGGAUAAGCGUCAGUUAAGGAAUUACUUUUUAUCUCUGCACAUAGUGUUUCUUUUUAUUCAUCACACCUUGGACGCACGCACUAUAAUCCUCGUUCGUCUUCUUCUGUUUUCCCUAACUCCCAAUAUACAACAUUCAAACGACACACGUACCAACCUUUACAAGUUGCUAUGCUCGUCGACAUUCAUAAUGUACCAACAGAAGAAUGGAAGAAUUUGGGGUUUAAAGAUUUUCAGAGUUAGAUACGUUGGAAUUUUUAGUAUCUUGGUUUAGACUUUUUUUUCUUUAUCAAUGAGGUGAAAUUAAAUGUUAAUGUGGUUGGAAGAUUCAAAAAUUUUCUUUCUGUCUGCGUACAGUUUCGACGAGACGUGUCGCUAAAUUAGAUUGCAAUCUAAUUGAUUUCCUCGAGCCUUCGAUUUUAUUAGCACGUAGAACAGAUUAGAGAUUGAUGUAUAAUAUAUCUCUUCGUUUCGAGGUGUCAAGAAAGGGAGAAAGAUUAUUUAGAUUUCUUCUAAGUAAAUUUGUAACAGAAUAUUGUAUACUGAUAAUCUUCAAUUGCACAAACUCGUCAUUAACUUCAA
Messenger RNA from Frieseomelitta varia, 1825 nucleotides. RefSeq names its product chromatin modification-related protein eaf-1-like. The record is from RefSeq and is a predicted model, not a curated record. Bases 115 to 1161 code for a protein of 348 amino acids. The transcript is spliced from 3 exons. NCBI's taxonomy places the organism in Eukaryota, Metazoa, Arthropoda, Insecta, Hymenoptera, Apidae.